AGGACUUCUUCAUGUUCAUAGCAGAUAUUAUGUCAUAUUUAUGACAGUGUCAUGUCAGUCUUAUGAUCAGCUCUUCAAAUAAAGUGUUACCACAUCUGUAGAUUGGUACAGAAAGUUUGGUUGAAGUGCAACUUCCCAGAGGAUUUUUAUCAAAAGGCAUGUCUGGAGUUUGCAUAUAUUAUUUUUUUUUUAUUAUAUAUGCGGAAAAUCUUUUUCAUCCAUUUAACUCUCCAAAGACACACAGCCAAUUCAAAUGCACCAUUAAAUCCAAUGGUCCAAAGUGACUGGAUCCAAACCACUAACUGUAUUUCUUCUUUUUUUACGUCAGCAUACAGUAUCAGAGCACGAGUCUGUAUGCCGGUAAACAGCGCAGCCUUACACUAAUAAAACUACUGGUUUCAUUUGAAUUUCAUUCCUUAACUUCUGCAUUCUCAAGAAUUGGUUUUGACUUGCAUGAUGUUUCUCAGCACAUUCAUAUUUCUCAGCUGCAGCAGUCAUACUGGCAGGUUAUAUUGGGCCAAAUGCAGCUGGUAGUAAAUGAGAUUCACAUGACGAACCACAGAGCAGCUGUAACAGGAAACAAGACUUCUCCUUUAACAGAGGGGCCCGUCUGCUGGGUGUCAUUUCUUCCUGGGACGUUAGUAACUCAUUGAUUGAUCCCAUCAAGGAUGCAUGUCUGGUUGAGUGCAGUUUUGCUCCUGGCAGCUGUGACCCUCUGCUACUCUUCAUCGGCCACAAACAGAUUGUGGGACGACUGGAGAACUCAAUAUGGCAAAGCUUAUGACAAUCAAACCGAGCUGAACUUCAGGAGAACAGUGUGGGAGAAAAACCUGCUGUUGUUGCUAAGACACAACCAGGAGGCUUCAGCAGGAAAACACAGCUUCACUCUGGGACUGAAUCAUCUCGCUGACAUGACAGCGGAGGAGAUUAAUGAGAGGCUGAAUGGUUUGAAGGUGGAGGAGCCUCUCGAUCUCAGGAAUGACACAUUCAGAGACACAAAUGACUCAUCACUUCCCACAAGUGUUGACUGGAGGACAAGCGGACUGGUCGGUCCCGUCAGAAACCAGGGCUUGUGUGGCUCAUGCUGGGCCUUCAGUGCUCUGGGAGCUCUGGAGGGGCAGAUGAAGAGGCGAACGGGUGUCCUCGUAAUGCUGAGUCCACAGAACCUGGUGGACUGCGGCACUAAGGAGGGAAACCUCGGCUGCAAGGGAGGGUACAUCACCAAGGCCUUCAGCUACAUCAUUCACAACGGAGGCGUCGACUCAGAGAGCUCGUACCCCUACGAACAUCAGAAUGGAAAAUGCCGCUACUCGCUCCAAGGCAAGGCGGCUCACUGCUCCAACUUUCACGUCCUUCCGCGGGGGAACGAGUUGGCUCUGCAGGCUGCGGUGGCAUCAGUGGGACCAGUUGCCGUGGCUGUGAACGCCAUGCUGCCGUCUUUCCAUCAGUACAAAGGAGGUUUAUACAACGCGCCUGACUGUAACCCAAAGCUAAUCAAUCACGCUGUGUUGGUGGUGGGCUACGGCACAGACAGAGGACAGGACUACUGGCUAGUGAAAAACAGUUGGGGGACGGCUUGGGGAGAAGGUGGAUUUAUCCGGAUUGCGAGGAACAAGAAAAAUCUCUGCGGUAUUGCGACGUUAGCAGUCUACCCAACGCUGUGAAUUCUACUGAGAUUUAUUCUGUUUUAAUUUUGUAUUGCUGUUUUUUUGAAAGAAGCACACUGUGCUGUCAGAGCACUACAGAAUCUAUUAACAACACUGUUGGGUAAAAAGGUUCUAAAGGCCAAUAUAAUAAAGUUUUAAAGGAUUCUGUUCUACUCAGUGCUGCAGGUGGGAGCAUUAGGUUCAAAUCCUGUGCUGGGGUCUUUCUGUUGCUGGUUUGCAUGUUUUUCCUCUGCAUGUCGGUUUUCUUCAUGUAUUCCAGCUUCCUCCCACAUAAGAAAAAACAUGUUAGGUUAAUUGGGCUUUCUAAAUUAAGGUACGAAUGGUUGUGUGUAUUUGUGAUGAACUGGCGACUUGUCCACGGUGUAUCCUGCUCACCAGCUCCCCUCCGCCCUGCAAGGACCAGUGGGUGUGGACAACGAGUGGAUGUUAGCUUUACAUCUGAGCAGCUAAAAUGCUCUGCAGAUGGAACAGAAACAUAUUCAAUUGUAAAAUUAGUAUCUGGACUCUAUAAAACUGGACCAUCAAACUUUACAAUGUUUUUACAUUUUCCAAAUCCCAAUUUUUGCUGUUAACACUUGUUAUGUGUCAGGAAUGACAAUUUUUCCAACACACUGCUUUUUCUAAGUACAGAUAAAAUACUACAAAAGGUUGAGAGUAAAUUCUUGAGUUUUUGAGGAAUGUUUUUUUUUUUUAUCAAAUUAUUCUGCAUACAUGGAACUCACAAACACUAGUCCCUACUGACAAGAAACUUGCCUGUUUGUCUUUAUUUAUACAAACCCAUCAGUUUAGAUCUAGACUGAAAUGUAAUUUAUGGAGAUUUCAUCUGAUACACAAACACAAAGUAGCACAUUAUUGUGAAGUCAAAGGAAAAGAAUACAUUGUUUUUAAAAGAUUUUGAAUGAAUAAAACUCUGAAAAGUGUA
This is a messenger RNA of Xiphophorus maculatus (southern platyfish), 2589 nucleotides long. RefSeq names its product cathepsin L1-like. The coding region runs from base 669 to 1664 and encodes 331 amino acids. Gene Ontology annotation, molecular function: cysteine-type endopeptidase activity. Gene Ontology annotation, biological process: immune response. Lineage: Eukaryota; Metazoa; Chordata; Actinopteri; Cyprinodontiformes; Poeciliidae. The transcript is spliced from 8 exons. The record is from RefSeq and is a predicted model, not a curated record. Gene Ontology annotation, cellular component: lysosome.